UCAAAUCAUCAACAACAACCGCGGGUUUGAGAUGCUGUUUGGAAAACGAAAAAUAAUCCCUGAUUUCUAAAUUUGUGCCAAUAUAGAGAAUGCCGCGAAGCAAGAGUGUGCCAAGAAAACAGCCAAACGAUGAACCUAGACGGGGCGAUAGAUCUAAAACGACAGCAAACAACUCUUCAUCGUCAAAUACCGAGGCGAAUACAUCCGCCGGCGAACAGCAUAGUCGAGCAAGAUCCCGACUAAGGCGCAGCAGAAGUAGUGAAAGCCAUGUACAACCACCACCGACAUCCGUCGAUCGAGGCGGUCGAAGAACUGCUUCCGCAAAUCCACCACGGCGGCUUUUACCCUCGACGAGAGAAAUGAUAAAACUGCAGAACACCACGACCCUGCUUAUACCGAAACUGAGCAUAUCGCGCGUAAUUAGGGAGGUGAUGCACGAGUUCGGAGACUUUCGAGUCACAAUAGAUGCUCUGGAGGCGUUACACGAAAGUACCGAAAUGUAUCUCGUAGAUCUGUUCGAAAGGGCGCAAAUGUGCGCCACGCACCGGAAUAGGGUUACUUUACAACCGAAGGACAUGAAACUGGCACUUUACCUCGGUGGUCAAUAGGCAUACAACAUACCUCCAUGUAGUCGGGCUCGUAUAGGCGGCUUGAACAUCCUGCGGUCCUGCUGAACGAACGACUGCAGACCAGCGCCCCCCGGGAGACAACCUGGAAAGAGCGUCAGUUAAAGCUUUGUUGCAUGUCCAAGUGCAGUACUUUACGUUCUAACCUGGCGGAAUGCCAUAUUAAAUCUUGUUGUAAGGUUACGUUUAAUAACAAUAUAUGAUUUUCACUACACUACUAUU
Messenger RNA from Anopheles coustani, 848 nucleotides. RefSeq names its product histone H3-like. The transcript has a single exon. The record is from RefSeq and is a predicted model, not a curated record. Gene Ontology annotation, cellular component: nucleosome. Lineage: Eukaryota; Metazoa; Arthropoda; Insecta; Diptera; Culicidae. Gene Ontology annotation, molecular function: protein heterodimerization activity; structural constituent of chromatin; DNA binding. The coding region runs from base 90 to 608 and encodes 172 amino acids.